Molecule: messenger RNA, 1544 nt
Organism: Melitaea cinxia (Glanville fritillary)
Lineage: Eukaryota; Metazoa; Arthropoda; Insecta; Lepidoptera; Nymphalidae
Exons: 3
Coding region: 1-1143 (380 amino acids)
Source: RefSeq, a predicted model, not a curated record
AUGGCGAAACGCAGGGAAUGGAUGGACGAAUUGAGACCUCUUCAAGAAGACAUUGUUGAAAAGCAUUCAAGAAAGAAACCUAAAAUACAAAUAUUAAGAAAUGAACUAUACCUACAAGGGAAUUUGGAAGAGGACAUGACUAGUAGCAAAGAAUUGACUCCAACUUUUCGAAACACCCACGAAACAUGUAUUACAAAACACGCUAAAUUAGAUUUUACUGUAACCGUCCAGAAUGAAGAUGUUUUGGAUAAAAGUAUUCCACAUUUAACAGCUUGUAAAGCCUACUUUUCAGUUGAGAAUGAUGGUAAGCAAAUCAAAACCCAAUGUCUCUAUUCUAUCCCAGAAUUAGGUGGUGAUGUUGAGAGCAAUAUGGAACAGCCUCAAAGUAAAUCACCAGCUACUGAGAAGAGAGCUAUGAUCGAAAGCAACGUAAAAUUGAUGGACCCUGAAAGUCUACCCUCCGGUCUUAGAACAUGUGCAGCAGUAGAGAGCCACGUGCAAACGCAACUUCAAGGUCCAUCUCCAGUUGCUACUCAAAGUAACGUGCUACAGUUUCGGCGUCUAUCUCUAGUACCUUCAACGAGUUUUGCGAUUGAGAGUGACGUAGUGCAGGUAUCAUCUUCAAGCUAUUCUCUGAUUCCUGGCAUAAGUACUGCUACAAAUGGCGUUGUGCAGAUGCAAUUUAUUCCUGACAACAGUUCUACAAUUGAGAGCAAUAUAGUGCCAUUAGGAUCUCCAAGUCUAUCAAUAUUCCCUAGAACGAGUGACAGCAACCUGGUACAGAUACAGUUUCGAAGCAGUUUACCAUCCCCUGAAACAAACAAAAUACAGAUAACAGAGGAUAGAGGUACCAGAAGGAUAAAUCCUAAAAGAUGCAAGAAAAAACUAAAUUUCGAUAAAUGUUAUCUUGAUUGUGUGGACGAUGUGGAUACGUUAUUAUUAAAUGAAGCAUUUGUAUCAGAUGACUCAACAGAUUGGAGUGAAGAGGAAGAGUCAUCUGACGAGAUGGAAGAUGGAGAUCAACACACUAAAACUGCAAAAAGAAAUAAGAACAAGCAAGGCAAACAUAAAGACAAAAAUAAAACAAAAGCGUUGAUUAAAAAAGAAAAUGAAGAAGAAAAGGAAAAAGGGAAGUGCAAUUGAGCAGCCUUAAUAGUGCAAUGCCGAAAUCAAAUUUAUAUUUGACUAAGUUACCAAUAUCCCAACAAAAAUAUAAUGACUUAAAAAAAUUAGUAGAGAAAAAAGUGAUUCCAAAUAUUUACGCCAAAGAAUAUUUAGGUUUUAAGUACAGCUGUAAAGCAAAUGACUGUUUACCUGAAACCGAUGAAGAUGACUGAAAAAAAAAUGUGAAUGAUUCGCGAUAGCAUAAUUUUAAUAUCAAUGGUUUAUUUACUUUUCCUUAAAUAUGCUUUUGAUUGAACACAAUGUCUUCAUGUUAAGUUUCAAUUAUAAUUGUAUUUUGUUAUAUCUUUCGUUCUAUAAAAUGAGGCAAAUUGGCACUAAGUUUCUGUUUUUUAGUUUUAAAUAAACAUUGUUUGAUUGGA